Messenger RNA from Mustela erminea (ermine), 1002 nucleotides. RefSeq names its product AN1-type zinc finger protein 5-like. Gene Ontology annotation, molecular function: polyubiquitin modification-dependent protein binding. The record is from RefSeq and is a predicted model, not a curated record. The coding region runs from base 1 to 966 and encodes 321 amino acids. Gene Ontology annotation, biological process: protein targeting to peroxisome. Lineage: Eukaryota; Metazoa; Chordata; Mammalia; Carnivora; Mustelidae. The transcript is spliced from 4 exons.
AUGGUAACCUCCCGGCCACCAGAAGGCGGAGCAGGGCCCGCGGACAGCCGGACAGCCGACGGGUGCGGACGGAAGAAACGCCCCGUGGCGGAAAGCGAACGUGGAGACUCCCGGUUGCCACCGCCGAGCGCUCCCGGCGGCACAAGCACCCGGUCAAGCCACCGCAGCACUUACCGCCCGUGGAAGAUGAAGGCCCCUAAACGCCCGGUUCCUCUGCUCCCGCAGGGCUCCCAGGCCCCGCCCACAGGCCCGGAGCCAAUGAGCGGCGGACAGGGCCCGUUCGCCGGAUCGCACGCCGCCGGCGUCUUUACUGUGAAGGGGCUCAGGAGUCAUUCCCACGUUAGUGGGAGGAGUGUCGGCUCCCGAACGAGACCGCUGGAGCCCAGCCUUAGCAGAGGCCCCGCUGACUCUCGACCCACGGGACACACUCAGUCUCACGCUUCUGCUCUGACGACAGAGCGAGCCUUGUUCCUUCCAGCAUCUUCCCAGGUGGACAGUGCAUCUGCGGACAAAGCAGUACCUGAAACAGAAGACCUACAGGCAUCAGUGUCAGAUAUGGCAAGGCCACCAUCUGAAGAGCAAAGUAAGGCUCUUGAAAAACCAAAACAAAAAUAUAAUCACUGUUUCAUGUAUAGGAAGAAAGUGCAACUUACUGGGUUUCAAUGCUGGUGUGGAAAUGCUCAGUGGGGCGUACAACGUGACUCCAGUGUACACAGUUGCUCUUACAAAGCUGAUGCUGUGGAGAAAACCAGAAAAGAACAUCCAGUAGUUGUUGCUGAAAAGAUCCAGAGGAUUUCAACUUCUGCUGGAAUACAAAAUCCUUUGAUCAUCUGCAAUCUAAAAAUUGACUUAAGGUUUUUUCCCCCGGUCAUUAGGAAUGUAGAGCAGUGUAUCUUGCAUAGACAUUUUAAUCAUGCAUGUUAUCAGAAGAAUAGAUGUUGUUUUUGUUUUAAAAAUGACUCUUGACAUUUAUUUCCAUUGCAGUUUCUGUGGCUAGAAAGA